GUUAGUAAACACCGAGCUGGGUCAGGGAACACCGAGCUGGGUCAGGGCUAGUAAACACCGAGCUGGGUCAGGGUUAGUAAAGCUGACCGUGUCUCCUGCUGCCGUCCAGCUCGUCGCUUGUCAGGUGGUGACCAGGAAGCGUCUGUCUGUGUGUCUUCGGAGGGAAAUGAAAGACCCGAACCUGAACAACAUGACGAUCAGCAACCAGGUGAUCCUGCAGAGUCUGGAGCACGAAGACAAUCCGUUCGCUGAGUACAUGUGGAUGGAGAACGAGGAGGAGUUCAACAGACAGGUGGAGGAGGAGCUGUGGGAGGAGGAGUUCAUUGAGCGUUGUUUCCAGGAGAUGCUGGAUGAGGAGGAGCAAUGGGAGUGGUUCAUCCCGUCCAGAGAUCUCCCGUCUCUGCAGGAGCAGCUCGGCAUGCUGGGAAUCGACGCCGACGCCGACUUCGACGUCGUGAUCAACAGCAGUCUGAACCCCAAUGCCAAGGAGUUCACUCCGGGCAUCCAGGAGCACGUCAUGUGACCCCACGGCCGCCGCCGCCGCCUCAGUCCGCACUGUGACAUCAUCAACAAGAUGUCUGCCGUAUUUUCCAGACGCCACUCAACCUUCAAGCCUGACGUGUUGCCAAAGUUCUGCUGAGUGUUCUCUGAGUGUUCUCUGCAUGUUCUCCUGCCAGCCACCGACUGUGUGUGUGUGUGUGUGUGUGUGUGAGUGAGUGUGUGUGAGUGAGUGUGUGUGUGUGUGU
This is a messenger RNA of Scomber japonicus (chub mackerel), 746 nucleotides long. Its product is annotated as polyadenylate-binding protein-interacting protein 2-like. The record is from RefSeq and is a predicted model, not a curated record. The transcript has 5 exons. NCBI's taxonomy places the organism in Eukaryota, Metazoa, Chordata, Actinopteri, Scombriformes, Scombridae. The coding region runs from base 167 to 523 and encodes 118 amino acids. Gene Ontology annotation, biological process: negative regulation of translational initiation. Gene Ontology annotation, molecular function: mRNA regulatory element binding translation repressor activity. Gene Ontology annotation, cellular component: cytoplasm.